AUGAGGAGGUUCCGAGAAGAUCCCCGCACUCUGAAGGUUGUCGCUGAGCAGGAAGAAGAUUACAAGACGAUGGGCGAGACGAUCCGCAGGAAGGUUCCAGUAGUGAAUGCCAGGGGGAUCAAGCAGCAGAGAAACUGGAAGAACAAGAAGCUGCAUGAAGCGCGAGCGGAGAAGUGGAAGAAGCGGAUCAUAGCAAGAGCGAGGAAGGACAUCAACAGCAGGUUUGCUCCAGCUCAACAAGACAAGGCUCCUCCUCGCAAGAUCCCCACCUUGUGUGGGAUGCCGCUCCAAAAUGAAUUCUCAGAUCUGGAAGAGAUUCAUUUCAACUUCUCAAAGGCGAUCGACCAAGGAAAGAGCAGCGGCGCUCCUGAUGUGAUGGAGCGCAAAGAGACGAUAGCUGCAGCUCCUCUUGCAAACCUAAGCGCCAUGGUUGAUCCCAGACGAAAUCAGACCAAGAAGUCAUGUUGGAUGGACAAGUACGACAAGAAGAUGCAGGAGAAAGAAGCAGCGAGACGAGAAAAAGAGCACAGAAGGCAAGAGAUUGAGUCAAGAAAAGCAAAGGUAACGCUGUUGCUUCAGCCAGAGCUUGCUCCUACUUUAUUCUGUAUUGCUUCAUCUGUUCGAUUGACCUACGACCCGCAGGCGAAGGAAACUCGCAGCAAGUGGAGGAGGAAGCUCAACGCCAAGACGAGCAGAGGACAACCAGUCAUGCAGUAUCACAUCAUGAGGAUCUUGAAACAAGUCCAGCAAGAAUCCGCCGAACCCCCUCCUCCUGCCCCUACUGCCCCUCCUGCCCCUCCUGCCCCUCCACCUCCAGACAGUGAACGUAGCAGUGAAACUUAA
Molecule: messenger RNA, 843 nt
Organism: Guillardia theta CCMP2712
Lineage: Eukaryota; Cryptophyceae; Pyrenomonadales; Geminigeraceae
Exons: 1
Coding region: 1-843 (280 amino acids)
Source: RefSeq, a predicted model, not a curated record